AUGGCUGACAAGCUUUCGAACAAGUCAAUUUGCCAUAAUGCCAGGAUGUAUGAGAUAAAGGAAAGUAUGUUUGCACUGAAGAGUUCUCUUGGCCAAAAAGAUGGUGAGCUCAAGUCUCUUGUUGCUACCCUCCUCGAACGCAAGGAAGCUUAUUAUCACCUCAAACAAAAGAUACUUGGACUGCAGGAACGGUGCCUUUCCAUGUUACCCCCCAUCAAAGAUGAAUAUGAUGAGCUGCUCUACAUGGACGUGCUCCCUGCUCAAAGUGAGCAUAUCAACACCAUAGAUGUAGGAGUAGUUGAAGAGCACAUGGUGGAUGAAGCUGCAGUGGAGGAAGAUGGCACCAAGGAUGGCGCAGUUGAUGAGGUUGGGGCAGAUACGGAGGAGUUGGUAGCUAGGGUUGCCGAGCAGAUUGUGGUGAUUGAGUAG
Messenger RNA from Prunus armeniaca (apricot), 429 nucleotides. The record is from the annotation of a GenBank genome assembly. NCBI's taxonomy places the organism in Eukaryota, Viridiplantae, Streptophyta, Magnoliopsida, Rosales, Rosaceae.